AUGCGAGCGGCGCUUCACCUUCUGGGACUGUUCUUCGGGGUCUCUGCGAGGGACUCACUCCCGCCCUACAACUGGCUGUGAGUCGAAGUCCGAUGGCCUGAUUCUUAGAACGGUUUGCAGGACCCUCGCUUUCGUCGGCCACCACAGCAGCGACUUCCGACAGCCGCACGGCGUCACUGACCGGGAGCAUUUCCGAGACAUUUGCCGUCGACUGGAUGGUCUAAACCCGGUUCAAAAGACCUUGUGCGCCGAGGUAUAGUAGGGAAAAGUCAAUUUUUGUUCCAGAGGGUAUUCAGGAGCUAAAAAAUGGGUCAGUAUUCAUGUUUUAGGCUCUGCCGUAGAUGCAGAAUUUCGGAAAAGAUCAUCGAAAUCCUCUUCUUGUUUUAUUUGUUUAUAAUUCCUAGGGAUCGAAUCGAAAAAAGCAGCAAUAAUAAAAUUAUUUCUUCUCGAAAAUAGUCCAUCGAAGUUUUUGAUCACUAAAGCCAGGUUUUACUCGAUAGUUGCAAUUUUCCAGUUGAUAAUUAAUAAAAACGACUGAGAGCCACUAAAGGGAACUCUUCUUCGGAAUAAAUUUUAAAAAAAGAAAUGCAUCUUUUGUCUAACAGUAGUUACUAUGCAUAAAAAUUGCCGGAACCCUCUUUUUCUUCAAUUCCUUCAAACUUUGAGUUCAUAGAACUACUUUAAUCUCGGUGACGGAAACCAGACGUUUCUGAGAAAUUCUAGUGAUCACUUAAGAGUUCUGUUGCUCUAAAGUGGUCAUUUCUGACGUUUCUGAGAAAUUCUAGGGAUCACUUAAGAGUUCUGUUGCUCUAAAGUGGUCAGUAGAAAGACGUUUCUGAGAAAUUCUAGGGAUCACUUAAGAGUUCUGUUUCUCUAAAGUGGUCACUAGAAAUGUUCCGACACGUCCGGUUCGCGUUACCAAGAUCCUAGUAUACUAUAGUCCGUUCAGAUUUUGAAUGUCAAGUAAAAUGACGUCAUUCGGAAACGCUCCGUGGAUGGCUCGCUCUCUGAUUGGUUUAUCGCGCCAUAAGGGGGCGGAGCUUGAGCGAGGACUUGACAUUAAAAACCUUAACAGACUAUAAAGCCAGAGGGCAAAUUUUACCGACUAAUUUGGGUGUACUGAAUUAUCUCUCAACAAAGUUUUAUUAAAUUCUCAAUUGGAAGGCUUUUGCGCUUCCUUUUUGGGUGUCUGAAAGCCCAAAAACCAGUUCUAGUCAAAUUAUUCACUAACAAAAGGCUUCUUGAAAUGAAAUUUGUCUAAUUUUUUUCGAAAAACACCUGAGACUCAUUUAUUCAUUCUGAACGAAGUAAAAUCCUAAAUUGAAGCACCCAUUCGCGAUUCCCUACGUCGCUCGAGGCGUACGCGAAGCGAUCCGAGAGUGCGAGCUGCAGUUCAAGUUCGAGCGCUGGAACUGCUCCUCCCGCGACGAGGUCACUACCACUCCACAUGGCCGCUUUCAGGACAUCCUCGGCAAGACUCUCAGAGCAAGUUCGAGCUCCGACAACUUCAGACAAAGUCAAAAAUAAUCGAUUUAGCGACAAAAGAAGCCGCGUUUCUGACGGCGAUCACAAGUGCGGCCAUAGUCCAUGCCAUUACGAAAGGCUGCAAUACUGGAAAUCUGACCGAGUGCGGAUGCGACAGCAAACCUGGAAUGCAGAGAUACGUUGACACGGUUCGUUGAAAUUGAAGAAAAUGAGAAAGCACGUCGUUUUUUUUUUUUGACGACGCCCCGCCCGUAAAGUGUAGUGUGUCGUGUGCAUGCACUGCGGCGCUCUCGCACAUGUCGUGUUUCCGCGAAUUUCAAAAUAACCUCUGAAUUUUUGAAAUUCAGUUAUAUUUUUCACUCUCUGGUGGCUAUUUUGAAUUUCGCGGAAUUACUUUCAACACGGCAUGUAUUUAAAAAAAAAACAAAAAAACAGAAAAAUCGGUUUUUUUAUAAUUGAGAAAUAGAUUCGUCUCAAGAACUUUAAUAUUUCCUGUUGUUUACGCGUGUUUCCCAUGAGGUCACAUAGUAACGGCAGGUAUAUGAUCACGUCCCCUCAUUUUUGGUUUUGCUUUUUCUUCUACUAACAAAAACGCCGUGAAAUUUGAAUUAAAGAGGUCUUUCCACUCGAAGCACAUAAAUCAGUAAAUUCCAACAGGAUUUAGGAUAUCUCUCUCUAGCUUAAUAUUCUUUAAUAUUUCUUUUCUUAAAAGGUUUUUUCCAUAGCCAUUAAAAAAGUGAACGCAAAAAAAAUUCCCCUCGAAUGCCAUUCCGCAGCAAUGUCGCUCCAUUGAUAAGUUUCGUCGUCGACAUUUUCGGAAAUUUUUCUUUUGUAACUUCGUUUUUUUCUUAUUUUUUAUGUCUUUCUGGUGUUUUUAAUAAAUUCCCAGUGAUGUAGAGAAUAUAUUUCAUCAAGAGCAAAAAGUUUGGCUGUUUAAUGUUGCGCUACUGAGGAAAUAAGAUUUUUUCGAAUAAAACUUUGAAUUAAGUUAAUUUUUGCAACUUUUUAUUAUACACGGGUAUUUUUUUCAAAGCUUCUCACUAAUUUAAUACAGUAUAUUAUAUUGUUUAAAUCAUCCUUAAACUUUAUUUCGCUAGAAUUUGAGAUUUAUAUGAGCUGAAAAAAACCGUGUUUUGUAAAGUUAUUGUUUGAUACUUUCUGAAAAAUUUGAUUAUUUGUCAUAUUUUCUCAACCUAUUUUUUCUUCUAUAUAUUUUCGAAUACUCGGAUUGUCUUUUUUCAAACUUCCAGGAGAUUUUUCGAUAAUUUGCUACAGAGGAAAUUUUCCAGGAGACAAUUAACCCGUCGCCUGUGAGCAUCGGCCGCGACCAGUUCUCCUGGGGUGGCUGCUCGGACAACGUUCCUUAUGGGAUCAAGUUCGCCAGAAAGUUCCUCGAUGACUGGCAUCAUCAGCAAUUCGAAGAAGGCGAUAAAGACGUCGCCCAUCUUAUUCGAAAACAUAAUAAUUUUGUUGGUCGGGAGGUUGGAGUAUAAUUAUUCCAAAAAAAAAAGUGGAAAAGUAAAUUUCAGGCGAUCGCCCAGAACAUCCGGAAGCAGUGCAGAUGCCACGGCGUCUCGGGCUCCUGUGAAUUCAAAACUUGCUGGCUCCAGAUGCCAAAGUUCUCAAAUGUCGCCGAAACGCUCAAAAAACGCUACGAUCACUUCUCCGUCCAGGUAAGAUAUUUUUUAGCGCCAAACUCAUCUGAAAUUAUAAUUCUCAGGUGACGAAACGCGCAAACAAGAGGCUGAGACGCAAAGAACGCAACGAGCGCAAGAUCCCGCUCAGAGGCAACGAAAUGGCCUACGUUCAGAGGUCGCCGUCCUACUGUGAAGCCAACGCGACAGCCGGUAUGGUCUUUGGGAUUUUUUUUCGGAGCAGUGGUGGAAAGUUUGCCCUACCGAACUUGUUGCACAAAAGGGGGUGCAGAGCGGCCGUGACGCGUUUUUGGCGCGAAUUUGAAUUUCUCGCAUUUUUAAAUGUCACUGACGUUUCCCGAUAGCGAAAUUAUUCAAAUAGCUUCCAAAAAAGGCGAUUCAGUAUAUACAUUGAUUAAAAGACGAUUAUUUCCGAUUCAUGGCUAGCUUGGGAUGCGAAGGGGCGUGGCUUGUCUGCCCUCUCCGCCAAACAGGCACUGUCUUCAUUUUUUAAUCGUGUCAGGACCUCUUUUUUCGAUGGCUCAAGCCAGACGAGAAUCAGUUGUACACGGUAAAUGCCACAGUCCGACGUUUGAAGUCCUAAAAAGUGCGGCGAAUUUUUUAAAACUUCGCAGCUUUUAUUUCCACGAUGCGUCGCGGUCGCGCUGCGGUUGGAUUCAGAUAAAGCCGCGAGCCAUUCCAUUUGAAGUAGGAACGACACAAAUAGGGAAGCUUUUCAAAACCUUUUUUUAAUAAAAGGAUCUUCAAAGGGUCCACAACAGACCUGUUUUUCUUCACUUUUGCUUUUCAAGAACCUUUAAUGAAAAGAUUUGGAACGGAUUCAAAAAGGGUCCUCUGUGGCUAUGAAAAAUGAGCUGCUUCCUAUCACUUUAGAAGCUUUUAGAAGAACAUUUCUAGCUCUUUCUGGAGUUCCUCAAAGGAACUUUUCUGUUCCAAUCAAUCAUCAUCAUGAAGAAACUUCCAGGAGUGCUCGGGACGACGGGCCGCGAAUGUCGCCACAACUCGCUGAACUCGGACAGCUGCGACUUGCUCUGCUGUGGCCGCGGCUACAACACUCGCCUCGUCGUCCAGCGAACUCAGUGCGACUGCAAGUUCGUCUGGUGCUGCGAGGUCAAGUGCAAGCAGUGCACCGAGGAAGUUUCCAUACACACCUGCAAAUGA
Caenorhabditis auriculariae is the source of this 4301-nucleotide messenger RNA. NCBI's taxonomy places the organism in Eukaryota, Metazoa, Nematoda, Chromadorea, Rhabditida, Rhabditidae. The record is from the annotation of a GenBank genome assembly.